AUGGCGUUAUUUACAAUGGAAAAUUACGCAACAAUCUCGGUUCUGAUGAUUCUUAAAGUAGCUGCAGUGUAUUCUCUGGACAUCAUGACCAGCGUGUACCAUGUCUACAACCAAAGUGAAGUCCUCAUGUUGCCUCUUGGUAAACAGUUCACAAACAGAAACCUGGCAUAUUGUGCCAGCUCUGGGCUUAUACCAUACAGCAACACAGUGACGUCCAACAACACAAAGAUCUAUUCCAUUGGAUUAACCUGCAACGGCUCAUUAGGUGUUAAUCAACAAAUGUCAAACACUUUCAACGACCCCAAGUGUCCGGUUAACUACGUUAAAGUUGGUAGUAACCCAACCUUUGACCCGUUGAACUCAAAUGUCUACAAAUCAUGUCGCGAUGUCUUCAGCGAUGAAUCUAGAAAGGUCGUGACCCUUACAUCCGGGCUAGUCGUCAUGUGUGACACAGUGACAGACGGUGGAGGAUGGACCAUCUUCCAAAGACGUGUGUCUGGGACCGUAGAUUUCUACCGCGGCUGGGAGGAGUACAAACACGGGUUUGGGGAUUACGGCAUUGGGGAAUUUUACCUCGGCAAUGAAAAUAUAUUUCGUAUUUCAUCUAAAGUUGCCCACGAAUUUCGUGUUGAUCUAAUCUACAACGGAAACUUCUUCGCCAAAUACUCCAGCUUUAAAUUGUCCAAUGAGUCUUUAGGCUACAAGCUUUCUAUUUCUGUUUACACUGGCAACGCUGGAGAUUCUUUGGCAGGAGAGAACAAUAAUUUAUUCACAACGUUUGACAGAGAUAACGAUGAUUAUCAUACUAACUGUGCUGUUUUGUACAUCGGGGCAUGGUGGUACUAUGAUUGUCAUGAUUCGAACCUAAAUGGCCAAUGGGGAAACACCAACUAUGGUCAAGGAUUGAACUGGUAUUCACUAACAGGAACUAAUCAUAAUGUGUUGGUCUCUGAAAUGAAAAUCAGACAAAGUUCUUAA
This is a messenger RNA of Physella acuta, 978 nucleotides long. RefSeq names its product ficolin-2-like. Lineage: Eukaryota; Metazoa; Mollusca; Gastropoda; Physidae. The record is from RefSeq and is a predicted model, not a curated record.